Messenger RNA from Cetraspora pellucida, 8292 nucleotides. The record is from the annotation of a GenBank genome assembly. Lineage: Eukaryota; Fungi; Glomeromycota; Glomeromycetes; Diversisporales; Gigasporaceae.
AUGAGUGAAUCUUCCCCAUUUGGUUCUUUCCAUCCUGAUGAAAGUUACACCACUCGCAUUAAAAAUAUUUUAACAGAGUAUCCGGAUGGAUCCCAAAUCCUUAGAGAAAUUUUGCAAAAUUCCGAUGAUGCAAAAAGCACUGUUCAAACUUUCAUUCUGGAUCAUAACGCUUAUCCUACUGAAAAAUUAUGUGAUCCAAGACUUGAUCGGUAUCAAGGUCCUGCACUUUUGGCUGUUAACGAUACCACUUUUCAACCGGAAGAUUUUAAAUCUUUGUUGAAUUUGGCUAAUAGCGGGAAAAGAGAUAAAUUUGAUAAAAUUGGAGUAAUGGGUAUCGGAUUCAAUUCAGUUUUUCAUCUUACUGAUGUUAGUUCCAUUAUUUCUGGGUCAUCCUAUGUUCUUAUCGACCCUCAUGCUCGUGGUUAUUGUAAUUUGCCACCUGGUCAACGAGGUUUCAAAGGUGAUUUCGUAGAACACAAUCUAGUUAAAAAGUUUCCUGAUCAAUUUAUGCCGUUUUCAGUAGCGUUAAGUAAUAGUCUAAAUGAAUUUUAUAAUGGAACAAUAUUCCGAUACUCCCUUCGUACGAAAUUGGAUGCUUCAGAAUCAGAAAUUUCUGAUAAAAUAUAUCGAGUUGACCAAAUAAAAGAAAUGUUUGAAACUUUUUUUCAAGUUGAUAACAUUACUUGUCUCAUGUUUUUGAAAUACAUUGAAAGAAUAUCAUUCUACAAGAUCGAAAAAGGUCAAACUAUUCCUAAACUUUUAUAUCAAAUCGAAGUUACUAAUGCUAAAGAAGUAUCUGAUAGGAGAAAAUUAUUGGCUAAUAAUAUCAUGUCAAUAAUGAAAUCUCCAAGAAAUACUGUUGCUUUUGAGACUAUUUACAGAAUGAAAUUUUGCCAAAGUUCUUCUCAAUCUAAUAUCAAAAGUGAAUGGCUAAUUAUCAAUUAUAUUGCUGAUGUCAAUGAUAAAAAUUAUACCAAAUUUAAGAAAUAUACUCGUGAUUGCAAAUUCGUGCCAAAUGUUGGGUUGGCUGCAAGAAUAGAUGAUGUAUCAAAGAAUAAAGGAAAGCUUUAUUGCUUUUUACCUUUGCCUGGACAUAAGGACGAUUUUUCAGUUUCAGUCAAUGGCUGCUUCGCUGUCAGUAAAAAUAGAAGGAAUUUGGAGGUUUCCAUGGAUGAAGAUCUGGCAUCAGGUGAUUUAUUGCGUCUUAAAAGCACAUGGAACAGAUAUUUAUUUGAAAACGUUAUCCCGGUGGCAUGGAACAAACUUUUAUCACAAGUAAAAGAAUAUGUAUCAUUUGAACAAAUCUAUACUCUUUGGCCAAUACCUGCGGACGGAUUUUAUCGAGAAUUAGAUGAAAAAGAUUGUCUAUGGUUCAAUCUUUUACAGAAUGUUAUUAAUCAGCUUGAUCCUAGUCUUUGUGUUUUUCGUGGUCCAUCGAAAUAUCUGUCAAUUAGUGAUGGAUAUUUAAACGACAAGAAAUUUGAUAAAUUUACAGUUCUAUCAGAAAUAUUAAUCAAAUUAGAAUUUCCAAUCUUUGUAAAUAUUCCGGAACCAAUAGUGACCAAGUUGGAACAAGACAGUUCAAAAAUUUUGAAUUACGUUACUCCAGAAAAAGUGUGUGAAUUUAUUCUUACCAACUUGAACGGAUUAAAUAGUUUUGGCCGUCAAGAAAAAUUGAUUUUAUUAGAAUACGUUCUCAAGGUUAAUGAUGUCUCUAGACUUUAUGGUCUUCCUCUGCUACCACUUGAAAAUCAAACUUUUACCACUUUUGAAUCUCAAUCCCGGAAUAAAUUCCAUAUUGCUAGUAAAAAUGAACAUACUCUUAUUAAUGAAGAUUAUCUAGGAGAAAUAGUUGAUACCACAAUCGGAAGUAAACUAUUAUCAAUAUUGCAAAGUUAUGCAACAAAUAAAAGGAAUAUCAAUAUACAAAUUCUGUCAGAUGUUGAUUUCGCGGAAUUUCUUAAAAAGUCAUUAAAUAAAUAUAAAGUAUAUUCUGAAAAUUCUCAGGACAUUCGAGAAAUGCAAAUAGAAACAAGUCAAAUGCAAUGGAUAUAUAAAAUUUGGAAUCAUUUAAAAUUAACUGAUAGAAAUUUACAAAAAUUUUCAGAUGUUUAUCUUUUACCAAUCGAAAAUAAUAAUGAUGUUAUUACCUUGAGAAAGUUAAAAGAAACGCCAAAAUGUUUAUGUCGUCCACUACGCGUUUCAACUUCAUUGUUGCAAAAUUUAAUUUCUCCCUUAAAAUCGUUGGGUUCAACCUUUGUAGAUAUUAAAUUUGAAAAACAAGUAUUUUCUAAAUAUGAAGGACUUAGAGAUUAUAUAAUUGAGAUCAGUAAUAUUACAGAAGUCUUUUCAUCUCUCAGGGAUAAUCCUUCUUUUCCUUUAAACAUUACUCAAUCCGAUUUAUCGAAACGUCAAAAAGAAGAUUUAAUCGCCUAUAUUGGUGCUUAUUUGCGAUGUGAAUCUUCUUUUGAUCAAAAAGUUGUAAAUGUAAUCAAGCAAUUUCCAAUAUUUUACGAAGUGGACAAGAAUGAUGCUAUAAGUAUCGACUCACUAGAUACAGCGGGAAAGAAGUAUUGCUUACUUCCUAAAGAAGAUGAACUAUCAUGUGGACUUAUUAUUUCUCCCUAUGCAUUCUUGGAUGCUCAUACUUCCGACGACACUUGUUUUAUUUUUGAAAAUGUGAUCGGAGUAAAACGAUUAGAUCAAAAAGAAUAUUGGAAAGAACAUGUUAUUUCACAUUUAGGCCUUCAAUCACCUUGUAUUAUGGAUCAGGUGAUUGUAAAGCUUUUUGAGAGAUGGACACUAAUUAAACCUUUCCAUAGUCAACUUUCUAAAAUAGCAUUUGUUAAAACUUCUUCAGGUCAGAAAAAACCAAUCGAGCUUUUUGACCCAGAUAAAAUUCGAAUAAAAGAAUUGUUUUUUUCGGAUGAACCAUUCUUCCCUGUUGAAACGUAUCCAACUCACGAUUAUCUUUUUAAAUUAAGUGAAUUGGGAAUGAAAAAAUUGAUAACUAGUGAGGAUGUUAUCAAUCGUAUGGAAGAAUAUAAAUCAAGAAUGAGUCAGGACCAAAUUGAUGAAGUACAUUCUAAAUCUCUUUUACUUUUAAAUUAUAUCGACGAUAAUUAUGUAACUUUUAAAGACAACAUCUCAUUGCAAGAAAAGAUUCGAUCAGAAAAGUGGAUUCCAACUUUUAACUCAGAUGCUCAACUUAUAUUUUCAAAAUCUUCAGAAUGCCGAGAUCAAUUGCAUGCAGUUCUGGUUUCUUAUACAUUGCCGAUAGUUAACAAUAGAAUAAUAAAUGAUAAUUUACGUCAGGUUCUCGGAUGGGAUAGUAUUCCUCCGACAGAGAUUGUAAUAAAUCAAUUAUUACAAUCAUUGGAAGUAUUUAAAAGAACAAACAACUCCAAUAUAAUUGAUUAUAAAAUCAGAGAUCAAAUAAAUGUAAUUUACAAACAUUUCGUUGAAAUAAUUAAUCAACCCGAUGGGUCUACUCAUUUGGACCUUUUAAAUCAAGAAUUAUCAGGAAAAAAAUGGAUUUUAAAUGAAGAUAAACUUUAUUCAACAAAUAAAGUUGUAUUUUCUCUUCCUAGUUUUAUACCUAGUGGUUAUUGGGUUCAGAUUUCGCAUCAAAACAAAAGAUAUUCUAUACUUUUUGAAAAACUUGGUGUUAAAGAAACACUUGAUACUGAUGAUUAUUUCCAAGUACUUUCUGAUGCUGAUUUUUCAGACCCACUACAAAAGAUUAGUGUAAUAGCUAUAAUCGAUAACUUAUCAAAAACUGAAAAAGAUUUAACAGGAUUAUUAAUUCCAAAUAUGAAAUGUCAGAUGGUAGACUAUAAAACUGUUUUAUAUGAUGAUAUGGGUUCAAGGGUUAGUGAUUCAAUGAAGGACUUUAGCACUUUGGUGCAUUCAGAGAUUUCAAAAGAUUUAGCAAAUAGAUUAAAGCUUAGAAAUUUAAGUGAGACUUUCUUAGCAGAUACUAUGUUUGAUUUUGGGCAACAUGAAGAACUAACUACAAGACUAAAAAAUAUUCUUAGGGACUAUAAUCGUAAAGAAAUAGUUUUUAGAGAAUUUCUUCAGAAUGCAGAUGAUGCAGGUGCAACCCGAUUUUGUGUUAUUCUUGAUGACAGUCAAUACUCAAAUAAAUCCUUAUUAAGACAAGAUACUAUGGAUGAUUUACAAGGACCUGCAAUAUGGAUAUAUAAUGAUGGACAAUUUUCUGAAGAAGAUUUUAUAUCUCUCUGUAAUCUUGGAAAAAGUAGUAAAUGGUUACAAUGUGAUAAAAUUGGAAAAUUUGGUCUUGGGUUUAAUUCAUGUUACCAUUUUACAGAUUUACCACAAUUAAUAUCAGGAACUGAUGUAAUAUUUUUCGACCCUCAAAAAGCAAUUCUUCCAAAUAAUAGUUCUGGUGCUAGAUUUAGUUUUAAGAAUUAUAAUGAAGAUCACGUCUUCAAUAAAUUUAAAGAUCAAUUUGAACCUUUUUUGAAAGUUAAAGAAUGUGGAUUCGAAAUUGAUUAUAAUAGAGAAUUCAAGGGAACAUUGUUUAGAUUACCACUUAGAAAAAAUAAAAGUUUAAUUUCAGACGAAAUUGAUGAUAUUAAUGAGGUUAAGGAAUCAUUAAACAUCAUAAAGAAUGAUGCAAUGUCAGAAUUAAUUUUUCUGCGUAAUGUAAAAUAUUUUGAAGUAUUUAGAAAAACCAAACAGAAUGAUGCUCCAAUACCCUUAUGGAGAGUCGAAAUUACAAAAAAUGCAGAAAAUCGCAAGUUAUAUGGAAAAGAUUUACAAGCAUUUCAACUUGAUGUUCAGCUUGAACAAUUUGUUGAAAAACGGGUCCUAAACACAUGGGGUGGAAUAUCUGUCGCUAUUCCUGAAUCGCCAGAAAAUUCAUUAUUAGCAAAAGAAAUAGCACAGGAUGGAAAUUUUCAUGCAUAUCUUUUACUUUCUAUUCCUUCAGGACUUUCUGUAAACAUACAUGCAAGUGGUUGGGCUCUUUCAUCUGACCGAAGAAGUCUCGUGUUUGCUAGCGAUAAUCAAACUUGUAUUAAAAAUGAUGUAAAAGCAACUCAAAAUUUUAAAAUCUUGGACAACGUUCUUCCAGAACUUCAUGUGAAGCUUUUUGAAGAGUAUAUAAAAAUAGAAAGAACGUCUAGAUCUAGAUUGUCAAACACUGCAAAUUUUCAAGGUAUUACACGAUUAUGGCCGAUUCCAGAAAAUAAAAAUGCAGAAAUUUUGAGAUAUGGGCUAAAGGUGAUCGAACUUGCAUCUGAAAAAGGAAGUAAAAUAUUUUGGUCAACGUAUAAGGAUGGUACAUAUGUUAGUUUCAAAGAAUGUGUCUUUGUAACUAAAGAAACACCACAAGCUGUUGUUCACUUUCUUAACGAACAAGAAUACCCCGCAGUUUUAAUUGAAACUAAGAAUUUAAAAGAAUUAGAAACGUUACAACCUCGAAAUGCUAGCCCAGAAUUUAUUAGAAAGAUUUUAAAAAAUAAUGAAAGCAUCUUACAUAUGCAAGAAGAAUACAUUUUCGUUAUAUUUCGUUAUAUUCUUGAAGAUAAAAAAUAUUAUGAUCUUGAAGACAUUCACUUGGUUCCAUUAUUUAAUCAUAAAUUUGGAAAAUUUCGAAAUGGUAGAAUAUAUUACAUUAGUACAAAGGAACAAUAUAAAUUAUUUCCUACCGCAGGACCACAUCAUUUUAUUCCUAUCGAAUUAUUAAAGUCACGAAAAUUAAUUUCAACAUUUUCUGAUGAUGAUUUUCGUAAAGUAACCGAUAUUAAAAAUUUUGGAGAGCCAACAAUUAGUCAUCUUUUACAUCAAGAAUUACAUAUUGAAUCGGAACGAGAUUGGGAUCCAAAUGGUAAAUCAAUUCCAAAUAAACAAUGGCUUGAUGAAAUAUGGAGAUGUAUAGGUAAUGAAUCCUAUGAACCAUAUAAGUCAUUUCCUUUAUUAGAUGUUUAUGAUCCAAGCAACCCAAAUAAACAUCAACUCAUAAGCAUAAAAAGUGCAUUAUCCAAACCUUUAAUAACAUAUAAUGAUUAUUCAUCACCUGAAAUCAUUCGUACAUUGGUAAAUAUCGGAAUUCGAUUUACUAAAAGAUACCAUAACUUCCAUAAAAUUUCUAUUUAUGAUCUAUCACCGUCUAGUGUUUUACUUGUUAUAGAAAAAUAUCAAUGCAUUGGAAAAAACAAGUUUACCAAUAAAAAAGAUAGAGAGGUUUUGUGUCAGUAUUUAUGUAGAAACAUAAGUAUUGUAGGAUUAAAUGUGGGAUAUUGGUAUGGAACAAUGGGAAGUUUACCCAUAUGGCCAACACAUGUUAAAGAUUCAGAUGGAAAUCCGAUAUGUAAAUCUAUUCAUGACCCUAAUGCAUACCUGAUACCAAAACCCACAAAUUCAUUAAGGUCGUUUACAUUUUAUCCACCUAAAAACAAAAAUACCUAUUACUUUGAUACAACAGUUGAGCCAAAUAUGAGAAGCUUAUUGGAAUAUGCAGGAGCUAAAGUACAAGAUAAAUUAAGAUAUAUUAAAGAUGUCAUUGUCCCCAAUAUGGAUUCAAUUCCUCAAAAUCAGCAAAAUUCUUAUAUAAAAUUUUUAAUUGAAAUAUUCACCGAUGCUACUAGUAUUAAUGAAUUAAAAGAUUAUCUAAAGGAUUUAAAAGUCAUUCCAAACCAAUCAUUUACUCUUUUCUGUGCAAGAGACUUAUUCGACCAAAAGCAUCAAUUGUUUAAAUUUUGUUAUAAAGAUUCUAACCGAUUUCUUCAUAAUGGUCUUUAUGAUAAUUCAUAUUCUAUAAAGGUACUUGAAGAAAUGGGAUUUAGAAGAAAUGUUACACGGGAGAUUUAUAUUAGAUGUGCAGAAGAAAUUCAGUCUAAAUUUCAAAAAAAUAAGGAAGAUAUAUUCAAUAGAAGGGAGAUCAUAAAUUCAGCAAAGAGAACUAUUUUUUAUUUUUAUGAUCACCAAACUGAACUAUCAUUUUCUGAAGAAGAAUGGAAAGAAUUAUCAAAAAUUAAAUUUGUUCCAACAUCAAAAAUCAAAUGUGGACCAAAUAAAAUGUUAAACGAAUUAUAUUCAUGUCAUAAUAAAAGUGAUUCGGACGAAUUAGAGUGCUUUGAAAAUUUAUGUCAUCCGAAAUAUAUGAAUCUUGCAUGGACUCAAUUAGCAUUCUUUGAAGAUGAACCACCUGAAAAUGUUUUAAAAAAUUAUGAAAAUCUUGGUUUACCGACUAUUCCAAUAAUCAUCGAUCAUUUAAAAGCCAUCCAAUCAACAAUAACAAAAUCGGAUGAAUGGAAAGAGUUGGGUGAUGUUGGUAGUCGAUUAAUAUUUGAAGAAUUAGAGCACAUUUAUAAAAAAUUAGAAAACGACUGCGAAGAACUAAGAUCAUGCUUUCCUAAAGGGCUUAAAAGGCUUAAAAUAUUUUUGAAUGGUACAGAUCCAUUCAAUUCGUAUGAUUGGGUUGCAGCACCACAACUUGAUUUAAAGAUUGAAAAGGACUUCAACCCAAGAAGAAGAGUUGUUGCCAGUCAUCUUUUAAAAUAUCCAAAACUUUUGGAAUUAGCUGGUGUAAAUUCUCCUGAUAUUCCUAUUUGGUCAAAAUCUGAACCAAAAGAAAAUACUAAUCGAGUAUCUAAAUCUAUGAUAAAAUUUUUAAAUGCUGGAAAAAACACGCCUUUUAAUAAUGUCUUGUUUAAUGUUAAAGGACAAGAAAUUUAUGCAAACUCUUCAAUAUUAAUUUGUGCUGCACCAUAUUUUGAAGAAUUAUUUUUUGAACCUUCAACAAACUUUAAUCAAACAUAUGAUGAUAUUGAACCUGAUUCAUUUCGCAUAUUAUUAAGGUGGUUAUAUGGAGAAUCAUUAGAUGAGGCUAUAAAAAAUUCUGAAAAAAAGGAGAAUGGAGAUACAUUAUUCCAAACUUGUAAAGGUUUAUUAUUAGCAUCUGAAAAAUUUGACAUUGACACCAUUAAAGAAUUGGUUGAAUAUAAAUUAGUUGUGUAUAUAAAUGACGAUUUCGUUGAUGAUAAUUUAGGAAAAAUUAAAAAGUUGGCUGAUGAAUUUGAAUUAGAUGAUCUUGUUAAAUAUUGUGAAAGCGUAGAGGAAGUAAUGAAAGAUGAAACUGACGAGCCAGAUAGUCAUACAGAUUUAGAAGAAGGUAGUAAUAUUGGAGUAACUACAAAACCUACUAAUAACAGCAAUCCAAAUACAAAUGCGCCAUCGAAACCUAACUUCUUAGAUAGUCUUAAAUUUAAGUUUAUCAAAAGCCGAUUUUCGAAAACAAAUACAAAAUACGGAUCUGAGUCAUAA